Messenger RNA from Chlamydomonas reinhardtii, 5950 nucleotides. RefSeq lists its product as uncharacterized. Lineage: Eukaryota; Viridiplantae; Chlorophyta; Chlorophyceae; Chlamydomonadales; Chlamydomonadaceae. Gene Ontology annotation, molecular function: DNA binding; DNA-directed DNA polymerase activity. Gene Ontology annotation, cellular component: nucleus. The coding region runs from base 139 to 5895 and encodes 1918 amino acids. Gene Ontology annotation, biological process: double-strand break repair via nonhomologous end joining. The transcript has 18 exons. The record is from RefSeq and is a predicted model, not a curated record.
CGUAUGUACACUUCCUAAGCUAACACGAGCCUGAUGCGAAGAGAAUUUGGUGCUCAAACCACGAGCCGUUGACUCACAGCCCCUUUACGCCUGCAAUGCCUUGAAAUCACUUGUCAAAUGUAGGUAGCGAUUUAGUAAAUGGAGCUGGUGAGCGUGGACGUGCCGGACGUCCGCAUUGCUCUGCAGCGGGGCGUUCCGUUGCUGCUUGGGCGUGGAAACGCGACGGGUAUCACUUCUGUGGCUGUCAGUCGCUCGCACUGCCACGUGCUGUGGGUUGCGGAGCCAAAACGCAGCGCACGCCUGGCUUCGGCACUCGGCGCAGACCCCGGGGUCAGCCAUCUCGAAACCCACUCGCGCCAGCCCGACCUCGGCAGUGCUCCCCAGCAGCAGCACCCCGGCAAUCGCGAGUAUGAGGACGUCGUGCUGACCGUGCUGCACGCCAGUGGGGCGGCCGUGGUGCGCAGGCCGCACGCGACGCACACUUUCGCCACGUCACCCACGAUGCCACCCCCACCAGUAGCCGGCGCAGCGGCAGCAGCAGCGGCAGCUGCCGCCGGCCCCCAGCUGGUGCUGCUGCCCGCUGGCGCCAGCUGCCAGCUGUACCCGGGGGAUGUGGUGUACCUGGAGCGCCGGGACGCGCGCCUGGCCACAGGGUUCAGGCUACAGCAGCUGCAGCAGCCACGCAGCGGUGGUGGCGGCGGCGGCGGCGAAGGCGUGGCGGCCACCGCUGCCGCCACACCCACGCCGCAGUCCCAAACCUGGUCCCCGCAGCAUCAGCAGCAGCAGCGGCAGCAGCAGCUGCCGCCCUGGGCGCAGCAGAGUCCGCGUGCCCUCGUCUUCACAGCGCAUGACCCGCCAGCGGUGUCAGCGGCAGCGGUAGCCGCUAGAGCAGCUGCUGGUGCGGCGCCGGCCACCGCUGCCACUGCCGUCCCAGCCGUCACGGCGGCAGCGCCAUCGGCACCAGUUGCUGUGCUUAGCCCCACGCCGGCACGUGCGGUGUUCCCGGCAUGUGCAGCUGUGGUUGGAAGCGGCGGCCCGGCCUCCGCCACAGUCAGACCCGGCGACGGCGGUGCGGCAAGCACCAGGCCUGUUAGAGCAGCAGCGGGUGACGGCAGUGCAAGGCCCACUGCUGCAGGCCUGCCGCCGGGGCAGCAGCCACCCAUGAAGCAAGCACCGCAGCCUCCAGCCGCCAGUUUCGGCCCGACGGGCGGCCAGCCGACUCGCGGUCAUGUUAGGGACGCUGUAGGAGCUGGGGCAGCUGCGAGCCAUGCCUUGCCGCAACCAUUGGUUGACCCACAUGCGCAACCGCGUCAGGACAGCAUGACACGCCACUCACCACCGCACAAGCGACCCCGUCUUGAGUCGCCAUCGCUACACAUGUCGCAACAGUCACAGCCACACCCAGAUUCUGCGGCGGCAAGAGAAGCUGCAGACACGGAUGCAGCUGCGGCGGAGGCAGUGGAGAUUGACGCGGAGGAAGGGGAAGUGGACUUGCGCGGGCUUUGUGUGGAUGUGGGCACGGCCUCUGGGGCGGGAUGGGCAGCACGGCGCCGGCGUCAGGACGCCGACGCAGCAGCGCCGCCGACUGGUGAUGGCGGCGCGGUGGUGCCGGAGCCCACACCGAGCCUGGCAGUGCUAGCAGCGGCGGCAGCAGCGGCGUCCGCAGCGGCGUCAGCAGCGGCGGCAGCGCCGACUGUGAGCGGGCUACUAGCGGCGGCGCCACUGGAGCCGUCAGGGUCAGGGGCACCAGUGAAAGGAGACGGGACAGCGGCAGAAGCCGGCGCAGCUGCAGCAGCCGGGGCGGGCCAGGUGACGUCGGGCGCGACGGCGCCGGAGGUACUGGCGCCUGUCGCACAAGCCAACAAGGCGCCAGCCGCAGCAGCAGCAGAGGGGGAGGUGGAGAUGUCACCAGAUGUUGGGUUGGGGGCAGAAGUGGAGGCAGCUGCAGACCGGGCGGCUGCUCCAGAGCCAGCCUCUGUCUCGGAAGCCGCCGCCGCUCAGGAGUCACCGGAGCCUGCUGUGGCAGAGGGGGCCGCAGCCGAGCCGGCUGGGCCUCUGGCAGCGGAGCACGUGCAAGCAGAAAGGGGGGCCGCAUAUGAGGGCGCGGUGGAGCAAGCGCCUUCAGAGGAUUGUUCCAAGCCAGCGGAUGCGCCGCCGCUUUUGAGGCCGGGCCCGGCGGCAAUGGCGGAGCCGCCAGCAGGGCCCUCAACAUCACCACCCCACCAGGCGCUGCCGUCGCCGCCGCCGCCGCCGUCACAGUCGGCACCACAGCCGCCUCCAGCUCAGCAGCCGCCCCAGCCGGGCGAAGCUACUGCGGCCGCAUUUGGUGAUGGCAGUGGCGCCGUCGCCGCCGCCACCGAGGGCGACACGGCUGCGGCGGGAGGCGCCGGCGGUCCCCGCGCCAGCGGCGGCGGCAACGGCGACGGCAGGGUUGCGGUUGUAGAGGGUGGCAGUGCUGUGCGGGCUGGAGGCGAGGGGCCGGCUCCGGUGCCGGCGACUGUGUCCAAUGCCCCUCCAGUCAGCUCAACAACAGCAGCCGUACCAGCACCAGCAGUGGCAAUAGCGGCACCGGGGCUGGCGGCGACGCCCGGUCGUGCCUUCUUGUCGGGGUGUCGCUUCGUGCUGUGGGAGCGCGGCGCGGUGCGGGACAUCCUGACCAAGGUGAAACGUGUCGGCGGCACGGAGCAGUACAGUGUGUGCGGCUCAACCACACACGUCGUGGCGAGGCGGGAUCUGCCGGCGGCGGAGGCGGCGCGCCUGCUCGCGGCGUCGGACCUGGCUUGGAAUCGGGACGGAGGUGGUGGUGGCGGUGGUGGUGACAUUGCCUCAGUAGGCCAGCACUCGCUGCCGCUGCCCCCGGGUGUCCACUUUGUGACGCCGGCCUUCCUGCGGGACUGCCUGGCCGCGGGCCGGCUACUGGAUCCAGACCCCGCCGCCGGACACGUCGUCACCCAGCUCACCAGCCAGCAGCAGCAGCCGCUGUCGCCGCCGCCGCCGCCGCCGCAGCAGCAGCAGCAGCAGCAGCAGCAGCAGCCUGAUGAUACCGUGCCUGCGGCCGGGCAGCCCCCGCCGUUGCAGCAGCCCUUGCAGCAGCCGGCAGAAGCGGCACCAGAGCCACGACCGCAGCCGCAGACCGCCGCGACAGAAGCGAUGGGAGUGCUGCCGCCUCAGGGCCGGGCGGCGGUCGCGGCUGGAGCGCCGCAACCUCUACAGCCGCAGUCUCUGCAGCCGCGGUCCUCGCAGCGGGUGUUGCCGGGGCCGGAGGACGUGUGCCGCGGGCCGGAGGACUGGGGCGUGGGCGACCGGUGGAUUGAGCCGUGGGACGACGCGGCCGCGCGGCGCACCUGCAGCAUCGUGCUCGCGCACUGGGCCAAGCACUCGUUCCAUACUGACGACGGCCACGCCCUGGACUACCGGGACAGCCUGCGUGAGGCAGCGGCAGCAGCGGGUGCAGGCGCGGGGGCGGCGGGGGGCGCAUGGGUAGCGGCGGGGGCCCUAGGAGCGGGGGCCGCGGGGGCGGAGACGACGCCGGUGCAUACGCCCGUCAGGCGGACGCGAUCUGGCGGCAGCGCAGGCCGUGGCGGCGGCCGUGGCGGGAGCAGGGCUGGGAGUGAUGGCGGCGGGCCGCGUGACACGGACGUGGAGGACAACGACGGCGAUGAUAAUGACGAUGAUUUGGGUCUGGGGGCCAAGGCCGCGCCCGGGUCUGCUGCCGCCGCCAGUCCUGGCGGAGGCCGCGGUGCGGGUGCGGCUGCAGGGUCUGCAGGUGGAGGCGGAGGUGGGAGCGGAGCAGCAGGCGGAGGUGGUGCCGGGCGGCGCCUGUCGGUGGGUGAGGGCGGCUCCUCGCCGGCAGCUGCCGUCUCGACACCGCUCAGCGGCAGCACCACACCGGGCGGCGGAGGUGGCCGCGGCCGGCGGGGCGGGUGGUGGUGGCGUGGCGGCGGCGCAGGUGGAGGUGGAGGCGGCGGGGGGUGGGGACGCGGUGGCGGCUGGAGCGGAGGCAAGGGCAGCGGGUCAGGUGGGCCCCGGAGGAGGCGUGUCGGCGGCGGCGGCGGAAGUGGCGAUGAUACGGAGCAUAGUGAUGACGGCUCCGGUCGGGAGGAGGGCCGGAAGCGGCAGCAGCAGCAGCAGCAGCAGCGACUGCAGCCACCAUUGGCAGCCCAACAUUCCGGGGGAUACGACACGGCAGACGAGGGGGAGACGGGUGCUGGGCGCCAGGAGGCAUUGGCGCGUCAGCGCGGCAGCGGUGGCGGUGGCGCUGGCGGCGAAGCCGCUGAUGAUGAUGGCACCGCUGGCGGCGUUGGCGGCGGCGCCGUCAAUGUCGUGUGCCGGCACGUGUGCUGCUCCGCCCGGCCCUUCUGCAUCCUUGAAGAACUCAAGCACACCAAGUCGCUGUACAUGGGUCGAGACGACCAGUUCCGGAUCAAGGCCAUCGACCGCGCUCUGGCGGUGUGCGCCCGGCUGACUCAGCCGCUGCAGUCGCCCGACCAGGUGCAGCGGCUGGGGCUGGGCGCCAAGACGGCCAAGAAGCUGGAGGAGAUCCUGGCCACGGGCCGCCUGCAGCGCAACGCCGUGUGGGAGGGCAGCGAGCUCAGAGCCACAAUGAAGCUCUUCACACAGGUGUGGGGCUGUGCGGAGAGCACCGCCCGCAAGUGGUACGUGGGCGGCGCCCGCAGCCUGUCUGACGUGGCGGCCCGGUCCGACCUGACGGCGCAGCAGCGGCUGGGGCUGACCCACUUCCACGACUUCAGUCGGCGGCUGGCGAGGGCCGAGGUGGCGGAGGCGGCGGCCGGGGUCCGGCGAGUGACCCUAGAGGUGCUGCAGGACCUGACGGGCCUGCCUCAGCACGUGGUGGCGGACCGGCUGCACGUGCGCCCCAUGGGCAGCUACGCACGCGGCGCGCCCUCCUCCUCAGACGUGGACUUCAUCAUCGCGCCCGGCCCCGAGGCCGACACGCGUCUGGGCCCGCCGGUGCUGCUGGCGGCUCUGGUGGCCCGACUGCGGGCGGCGGGGUAUGCCGACCCCGCCUCGGCACACAUGCUGCACACCCGCACCAGCUGGAAGCCGCGGGGGGCGGAGCCGGUGCGCCACCCGGGCGCUGCGGCCGCCUACGGCCAGCCCCGGCCGCAGGCACACCAUCGGCACCACCACGAACACCAGCACCGGCGGCGGAGCUCGACUGCUGGUGCUUCGCAGCAGGGGCAGGCGCAGGGAGGCGGUCACGACGAUGACCUCAGCGAUGGCGACGACAUGGCGGCGGCGGCGGAUGCGCCGCUGGACCCCAGCUCGCCUGCUGUGCUGCGGCUGGCGGAGCGGUUGGCGAGCGCCAGCAGUGGCAGUGGCAGCAUGGAAGGCGGAGGAGGGGAAGGGGAUGGCGCAGGCGGUGGUGGCAGCGGCGCACCAGGGGCGGGCGGGCGGCUGGCGGUGGCGCUGACCGCUGAGGAGCGGGAGCUGGUGGCGGCGUCGGCACGUGUGGAGGACAGCUGCACGUGGCUGGGCGUGUGGCGUCAGCCGGUGAGCGGGCGCUACUGCCGAGUGGACGUGAAGGUGUACCGCCGCGCGCAGCUGCCCUUCGCAGUCAACUACUUCGCCAGCGGCACCGACUUCAACAGGGCUAUCAGGUACUACUGCAACACGCCGCUGCCAGCCACCCGGGAGCUAGCACGGAGCUACCACCCCCAGGCCGAGGCGUUCCGGCUGUCUGACCGCGAGCUGGCGGUGAUGCGGCGGGAGCGCGUGGCAGCGGGGGGCGGGCCCAUGGGGCCGGACGGGCGGCCGGGGGUGGUGGAGCACUUGCUGGCGCUGGUGCCGUGCAGGUGUGAGACGGACAUCUUUCGGGCCAUCGGUUUGGACUACGUGCCGCUGCACAUGCGGGACAUCCUGGCGGUGGAGUGAUUGCGGUAUUGCGAUUGCGUUUGGUUGCGAUGAUACUGGUAUGGAAGAAGGGUCC